AUGGACUAUAAUAGGAUGAACUCCUUCUUAGAGUACCCACUCUGUAACCGGGGACCCAGCGCCUACGGCGCCCACAGCACCCCUACCUCCUUCCCCCCAAGCUCGGCUCCCGCUGUUGACAGCUAUGCAGGCGAGACCCGCUAUGCUGGGGGGCUGCCCAGCCCCGCGCUCCAGCAGAACUCAGGCUAUCCGGCCCAGCAGGCGCCCUCGGCGUUAGGGGUGCCCUUCCCCAGCUCGGUGACCUCCGGGUACGCCCCCGCUGCCUGCAGCCCCAGCUACGGGCCUUCUCAGUACUACCCUCUGGGCCAGCCGGAAGGAGAUGGAAGCUAUUUUCAUCCUUCAAGCUAUGGGGCCCAGCUAGGGGCCUUGUCGGACGGCUAUGGGACCGCUGGAGCGGGCCUGGGGCCAUACCCUCCGCCGCAGCCCUCUUAUGGGACCGAGCAGACAGCGAGCUUUGCACCCGCCUAUGCUGAUCUCCUCUCCAAGGACAAGGAAUCGCCAUGCCCAUCAGAAACCAGCACCCCCACAGCCCGGACCUUUGACUGGAUGAAGGUUAAGAGGAACCCACCCAAAACAGCCAAGGUGUCGGAUCUGGGCCUGGGCGCCCCCGGAGGCCUCCGCACUAACUUCACCACUCGGCAGCUGACCGAGCUGGAGAAGGAGUUCCAUUUCAACAAGUACCUGAGCCGGGCCCGGAGGGUGGAGAUCGCCGCCACUCUGGAGCUCAACGAGACGCAGGUCAAAAUUUGGUUCCAGAACCGGCGCAUGAAGCAGAAGAAGCGCGAACGGGAGGGAGGCCGCGUGCCCCCAGCCCCUCCAGGCUGUCCCAAGGAGGCGGCUGGAGACGUCUCCGACCAGUCCACGUGCACCUCCCCGGAAGCUUCGCCCAGCUCCGUCACCUCCUGA
Molecule: messenger RNA, 906 nt
Organism: Hippopotamus amphibius kiboko
Lineage: Eukaryota; Metazoa; Chordata; Mammalia; Artiodactyla; Hippopotamidae
Gene: HOXB1
Product: homeobox B1
Exons: 2
Coding region: 1-906 (301 amino acids)
Biological process (GO): regulation of transcription by RNA polymerase II
Cellular component (GO): nucleus
Molecular function (GO): DNA-binding transcription factor activity, RNA polymerase II-specific; RNA polymerase II cis-regulatory region sequence-specific DNA binding
Source: RefSeq, a predicted model, not a curated record